Panicum virgatum (switchgrass) is the source of this 1118-nucleotide messenger RNA. RefSeq lists its product as uncharacterized. NCBI's taxonomy places the organism in Eukaryota, Viridiplantae, Streptophyta, Magnoliopsida, Poales, Poaceae. The record is from RefSeq and is a predicted model, not a curated record. The transcript has a single exon. Bases 49 to 720 code for a protein of 223 amino acids.
GACUCGUGGGGUCCUCUCCACUUCCCGGAACCACAGAUCUCCGUCUCCAUGUCCAAGCAGCACGACGACGGAGGCGGCGGCAAGCCGGCAAGUUCCGAGCCUUCGCUCAUCUUCUCGAAGCCUCGGCCUGGGCACCGGGCGGCGAAUCGAAUGUCGGGUGAAGACGACGUGCUCCUCGCCGACGGGGGCGUGCCCAUCCGCCCCCCGCCGCUGGAGGAUGCGGGGCUCGAGGACUGCGCGCUCCCGCCGGAAUCCAUCGCCGAGGCCUUCUCCCUCGCCGCCGCGGCCGUCUCCUCCCGCCUCGCUCGCUUCCCCCUCUCCGACGACGAGGAAGACGAGGAGUACCGCAUCCCGGCACCGCGCGGAGGCGGCUGCGUGGAUGGCGAGGGACCCGCCCGCGGGGCCGUCCCCGACGCCGACGCCCUUGUCGGAGCCGGCGGCGUCACGGGCGAAGGCGGCGCGGAUGAGGUCGUGGUCGUCGGUGGAGGGCGCGGAGGCGGAUGCGAGGACGCGGUGGUGGUCGGCGGGCGCGGGGAAGAGCAGGAUGGAGUCGUGGUGGUCGGGGAAGGGCGGCGCGGGGACGAGAAGCUUGGGGAGGAGGAUGGAUGCGUCAAGGGGGUCCGGGAAGGGAUCAGUGAACCGAGCCGUGCACAAGGCGGCGGAGAGGAGGGCGAGGAGGCGGCGGAGAGGACGCCGAUCUUGGUGAUAGAUUUCGACUGAUCAGCUCGAUUGGUGACCGCUGGACUCAGCGUGGCGUCAUAGCUUGGGCCAAGGUGCGAAUUUCCUUUUAGCUGCGGUCAGAUCUUUAGCUGCUUGUUAUUUGUCUGAGUGUAAUAGACGAGAGCUUGUGAAAUGCCUAGCAUUAGCGGCAUCUGGCUUAAUAGUUACUACUAAUGGUUUGUGCCUUACUGAUGUUUCUUGGUCAUUACGCUCCUGUUUUAUUUUUGCACACUGAUGUGAGUAGGUGAUUGAAAUGGAAUGAUGAUGGAACCACUGAUCCAACGACCGUGACAGAUCAAAAUAAUUUGGCUGAAAGAACUUUCUUGUGCACAAUGACAAUAUAUUAUGUGUGUAGUACUUUUUUUUUUCUGGUCAAAUAAACUUAGUUAUCUCUUUUU